AAAAGAACCAGCAGCAUGAAAUUGUGAGAGAGAAAUUCAGCUUUCAGUAGUGAUUCAACUUGUCAACGAUCAACAGUUACGAGAAAAUAACGAUCGUAAUUUUUACUUAUUUUUUUUUCUUAUAAAUUUUUCUUAUUUUUCGUUACGUUAAGUGUGAAAGCAGAAAGAGACGAAAUUUUUUACUUUUAAUAUUAAAAUAGAGACAUUCUUAGCUGCUGUUCACAAAGAGCCGCAAAAAAAAUCUAAAUAAAUUAUAAAUACGUAUUCGAGACCGGAGACGCGUCGAGUUAUAUUUCUUUAUAAAUAAUUCUCAUGCAAUUUCUUCUUCACAUAUGUCUAUGAUGAUCUAGCCAUAUGAGUCAGUAGAUUAUCAGCAAAGAGUGAAAAAAAAAUUAAUUUUUUGUGAGUGUCUUAAUUGAUGUGUGAUAAAAAGAAAUAAAAUACAAGGAAAAGAAAAAUUAGUCAUAAGUUGAAAUAACAAGACACAAUUAGACGGUGGAAAUUGGAGAUAUAAAUUAAUUUAUAUGAGAGCAGCAGAACUGUGUGUAUCGAUGUGAUACGUCUAUGUACAAACAUUAAGAAGCAAGGGAUUGAAAGACGAGAAUUAUAUUUUGAGUGAAAGAAAUAAGAAAUUUAAAACGAUAUAGACGUCUUUAAAUAAAAAUGUGAAAUGUGUUACUAUUUCGGCAUCUAAAAUAAACAAUUUUGGAGAAGAAGAAGAAGUGCAGUCAGAAAGAGUUUUUCCUUCUGUAGUAAAAAAAGAAAAUAUAAAUAAAAUAAGUGGCAUCAAAGAACAAAAGAAAUGAGAAACAAAUGAAAUUCCAUAAUAAUGUGCAUAACGAGAAAAAUCUCAUUCUGUUUGCUCGUCUUUAUACAAAUAACGUUGCUGUUAAAUGCAUCUAAGGCAGCGGCAGCAGAUCCAAAAGUCGAUAUUUGCACAUCAUUAUGUCGGUGUGGAAAUGAAACUGGCAUCGAGAAAAUUCACUGUGAUUUUAAUGAAGAUAAGGAAUAUAAACUUGAUGAUAGACUGAUACUUCCAUUAAGAGCCAAUGGUAUCAACAUAUCGCUUGGUGAUAAUUCAAAGCUUGAACUUCGUGAAGGUUUUUUCGGAAGCAGAAACAAUGUCAAUUCCUUAUCAAUUCAGGGCAUUAAGAGUGAUUUUAAAAACAGCAAUAAUCAAGUGGUGCUUGCGAGACAAUCACUAGUUGGAAUCAGAGGAACUCUUCCAGAAAUUAGCUUUAAAAAUAUUAAGCGUGUUACGCUGCUUGAAAAGUCAUUAGAUGAUGUGUCUGAGAUAGUUUUAUUUGUGGAAAAUAUUUGGAAGGUGACAGUUGAAAAGGAAGUAUUCGGCUCGACGUCAUACAAUGCCACGUUCAAUGACAUCGCCGACUUGAACCUGAAAGAAGGUUUUCUUAGAACAAAUGUAGUCGAGAACAAAAAUAGAGUAUUUAAUCUUUUCAUCAAUCGAUGUCAUGUAUCUGAAUUGCUACCGAUGUAUGGAGCUUAUUUGACAGAAUUAAGAAUUGAAAAUUCCGAUGUUGAAUCAAUAAAAUCAAAGGCAUUUGCAAUGAAUGAAAUUGAUUCGCUUGUGAUGAAUAAUGUCAAGAUUCAAUCAAUCGAGAAAGAUAUAUUUCGCGAAGGGACAAUCCUUCGCAAUUUGGCUGUGACAAACUGUAAAAUAGGCAAAAUUGAAUCCAGAGCAAUUCAUACCAUAGGAACAACUUCCUUUAUAUUUGAGAAAAACUUAGUUCAAGACACAAUUGAGGAGGAUUCAAUAGAAUUUAUCGGUGCAAUUGUUUACAUAGCACACAAUACGAUCAAUAAAAUGGGAUCAAAUUGGCUGAGAGCAGUCGAUGUAAAUAAUAUUACAGUCAUGAACAAUACAUUUGGAAUGUUUGAUAGUAUGAUUCUGGACGGUAGCUCAAAUGUGACAUGUUUAUUUUAUCAUAAUAAGUUUACGACAGUGGAAGAAGAUAGCUUUAAAAGAAUUAGUAGUAAAUGUCCGUACAAGCAGUUAAUUUUUCAUGAUAAUUGUAGUUGCAAAUUCCCACAAUGGCUCCAAGGACGAUUUGACGAGUCUUUUGUAAGCUUAAAGGAUUUAGAGUCAGAAAGUUUUUGCACAUUAAGAAGCAAUGAUGAACUUUUAAAAUGUCUAAAUGGAGAGACAAUCAAAUUCGAGCAUUAUUAUGAGGAAAAGUGUAGCAAGUCGAACAAAGGCAAGAGAUUUAAUUGUAAAAAGGUGAAAGUUGAAAAAAUUGAUGCCAAGUUUGUGGACCCAAAGAUAUUAUCCGAUGAAAUUGACUGGAUGGAAUAUGUGAACAUUUAUACAAUUAUUUGUUGUGCAUUAAUCAUUAUACUGCCCUGUUUUGUUUGCAUUCUUUUCAACAAGAGAAAACCGAGACGUGACGAAAAUUAUAACACAAGUAAUAACUUCCACCAUAAUCAUCAUCAAACAGACUUAUUGCAUUUAAAUCAAUCCGAGGGACCACCAUCAUAUGAGGCAUCGUUGCGCUCAACAAAGUCAUUUUCCAAUCAUGAUCGCAUAAUCAUAAAACAAACGUUAGACAUAAUGAAACAAAAGCAACCGGAAGAUAAGUAUGAGAUGGUAAACAACAAUACUCAACGACUCCUACACGAGCAUCUAAAUGAAUACGAGAAAGUCAAAAUAAUUGGAGACAUUGUGCAAACAAUCGGUGAAUGUGAAAAUUGUGGUGAAGACUUUGUUGCAUUUACUGACAUUCUUUAUAAGCAUCUUGCACCAGUAACAACAACAACAUUAAGAAGCACAACUGUUUCAAACAUACCACAACAUAAUCAACAACCUCUUGUAAUUGACGAUCUUUAUUCAGAACCCGCCCUACCUCAAACAUCAAAUUCAACACCGUCCGCAAACAGAGGGUUUUCGAAACAGCAUUCGGAGCAUAUUUAUGCAGAGCCCACAAUGUUAACACAGCAACAAACAAUGAUGCCACUUUUGUUAGCAAAUAAUUACUCAAAUCCAUUAGAUAGUAAUUCAAAUGUCAAUAACAACAAUGUUUAUUCGGAGCCAAUUAUUCAUGAUGUUGCAGCUGCAAACUCAACACCUUCAUUGGGCUCAUUCAAACCGUUAGUAGCAACUCCCUAUGCAAUUAGUCAAACAAUUGAUCAACCGUCCACAUCGAAAAAUCUUCCAGACAUUGUCAAUCGAAUGGAAGCUGGUCCAAGCAAUGCAAACCAAAUUAAUCGCAUAACACGAUCUCCAAAUACGAAUCGCAAAAUACCCGAAUAUACAGUGCCAUCAACAUCACAUAAAGUGCCAGUGCGAGUGACACAAGAUAAUAUUGAGGAUUGGAGUGACGAGUCAAUGGAAAAUUCAACUAGUUCGAAUCAUUCUGGCGGAUCAAAUGCAACAGUUAAAAUCGAUGAGUUAUUAGAAUGAACAUGCAAAGUUCAUUGACAUUUUUUUUAUGUAAUUUUAUUUUAUUCGACAAAAAAAAAUUAUUGUACAUACCAAAAUAGAAAGUGCUUCAAAAAGAAAAAAAAAAUAUUUUUUAUUUCCGGGCAAUUUUUUUUCCCUUGGAAAUGUCGAGUUACAUUAGUAACACGUUGUGUUAUUUUGCAUAUAUACACAUGAACUUUUUUUUAGACAAAAGAAACGAAUAUGAGAAUCAAAAUUGGAAAGACUGUACGAUAAUCGCUAAAAAAAGAGGUUCAUUAGUCGUGAUUUAUAGUAAAAAGAACUAUAAUUUCUAUUCUUACGCGGAAAAGAAAUUUAAAUUAAUUAACAGCUGCAAGAGAUCAUCAAAAAAAGAUAAAUACAAUAAAAAGAAUUUCUUUUCAAGUCUCUUUUUUUCUGUAUAUAAAACCAAUUCAAUUUCAAAUAAAAUAUAAAACGCAUUGUGUGUAGGAAAACGUAAAGGAAUCGUAAACAAAAACUGCUGUAAACUAUUUUUUUUUUCAUUGAUUUUUAAUAAAAAAAGAAAAUGUUCUCAAAUUCUAAUGAAAAUUUUGUAA
This is a messenger RNA of Chironomus riparius, 3993 nucleotides long. The record is from the annotation of a GenBank genome assembly. Lineage: Eukaryota; Metazoa; Arthropoda; Insecta; Diptera; Chironomidae.